AUGACUUUGCCAACCAUUCGAGUACACUGGUUGAACGAAUCGAGAGCAUUCAGGGUCUUAUGGCUCCUAGAUCACCUGAAACUCGACUAUGAGAUUAUUCCUUAUAAGAGGGACGAAGGCCACCGCGCUCCCGAAUCCCUCAAGAAGAUUCACCCGCUGGGAAGAUCACCUUUAGUUGAAAUUGAGGAUAAGAGUACCGGUAAGAAGAAAAUUCUGGCGGAAUCAGGGUAUAUCUUUCAAUAUAUCUUACAGCACUUCGAUCAGUCGAAUAUACUGAACAAUACAGAUGCCGACAUGUCUGAGAAGAUUCAAUACUAUUUGCACUAUGUCGAAGGCUCGCUGCAGCCACCCUUAAUGAUCGAAUAUCUUCUAUCUAUGGUACAGAAAGCGCCAAUCCCCUUCCCAAUUUCCUACCUAGCAGGCAAAAUCACGGGCAAGAUAAGCGAGAAAUACUCCAGCGGUGAGCUAAAGAGCCAGCUGGAUUUUGUUGAGGGCGAGAUUUCAAAGAACCGGGGAUAUCUAGUCGAUGGCAAACUGAGCGGGGCAGACAUUUUGAUUUCUUUUCCAUUGCAAAUGGCUUUCCUGCGGGGAUUCGCGAAGCCAGCGGACUACCCUAACAUACAAAGUUGGAUGAAGAUCAUAACGUCUUUGGAUUCAUAUUCAGUCUCCAAAGACAAGGCGAAUGCCCUUGGUGGGAAGUUUUAA
Molecule: messenger RNA, 705 nt
Organism: Lachancea nothofagi CBS 11611
Lineage: Eukaryota; Fungi; Ascomycota; Saccharomycetes; Saccharomycetales; Saccharomycetaceae
Source: the annotation of a GenBank genome assembly